This is a messenger RNA of Beta vulgaris subsp. vulgaris (sugar beet), 3321 nucleotides long. RefSeq lists its product as uncharacterized. The transcript has a single exon. The record is from RefSeq and is a predicted model, not a curated record. NCBI's taxonomy places the organism in Eukaryota, Viridiplantae, Streptophyta, Magnoliopsida, Caryophyllales, Amaranthaceae. Bases 1 to 3321 code for a protein of 1106 amino acids. Gene Ontology annotation, molecular function: nucleic acid binding; RNA-DNA hybrid ribonuclease activity.
AUGGUCAAAAAGAAUCUCAAGCAAUGGAAUCACGAUGAUUUUGGCAAUAUUGAUUCGCACAUAUCAAGAUUGGAAAGUCUCAUUCAAAGCUAUGAUGAUUUGUCAAACCAAAGAAGUCUUGAUGAGGAGGAACUGGAUGGAAAAAAAUCAGCAAUAGCGGAUCUCUGGAUGUGGAUGAAACGCAAAGAGGUGUACUGGGCUCAAAAUUCGAGAGUAUCAUGGCUCAAGGAAGGAGAUCGGAACACAAAAUUCUUUCAUACUGUGGCAUCCAAUAAAAGGCGGAAGAAUUCAAUCUCCUCUAUUAAGGUGAAUGGUGUCAAAAUAGAUGAUCCUCCAAAGCUAAAAAGCUCAGCAGCAGCUUUCUUCAAAGAUAUCUUUAAAGAAGAAUGGGCCAAUAGGCCGGUUUUUGAAGGGCUCGAUUUUAGCCAUCUAUCGCAGGAGCAGGCUUCGAAAUUAAUCUUGCCUUUCUCAGAGGAGGAAAUAGACAAAGCCGUAUUUUCAUGUGAUUCAAAUAAGGCGCCGGGCCCCGAUGGCUUUAAUUUUAAGUUCAUCAAGUCUGCCUGGGAAUACAUAAAGCACGAUAUCUAUAUGAUUAUUCGUGAUUUCCAUGAAAAAGGCCAUAUACCGAGAGGAUGCAAUACAGCUUUUAUAGCAUUGAUCCCGAAGACUGAAAUGCCAAAUGAGUUCAAAGACUAUCGUCCGAUAAGCAUGGUAGGGUGUAUUUACAAAAUCAUUGCCAAGUUGAUGUCAAAGAGACUCCAAAACGUGAUGCAAACUCUUGUUGGUCCCUUUCAAUUCUCUUACAUUGAAGGUCGAUAUAUUCUGGAUGGAGCCUUGAUAGCGAGUGAACUUAUAGACUCUUGCAAAAAAAAGAGUAUAGAAGCAGCUCUUCUCAAGCUCGACUUUCACAAGGCAUAUGAUAGUGUUUCUUGGCAAUUCCUUGCAUGGAUCCUUCGACAAAUGUGCUUCCCUCCCUUAUGGUGCAAGUGGAUUAUGUCAUGUGUUUCAGCAUCAAUUUUGAUAAAUGGUUCGCCUAGCAAACCAUUCAAGCUCCAAAGAGGAUUACGGCAAGGUGACCCUCUUUCACCUUUCCUCUUCGUUCUUAUUGUUGAAGCUUUAAAUCAAUUAAUAAGAAAAGCAACAUCUAUGCAAUUGUGGAAUGGAAUUGGAGUCUCUUAUAGUGAUUUAAAGGUCACUCAUCUUCAAUAUGCCGAUGACACACUCAUCUUUUGUGAAGCAAAUCUUGAAUCUCUCAUGAAUAUCAAGAAAAUGCUAAUUGUGUUUCAACUAGCCUCCGGACUUCAAGUAAAUUUCCACAAAAGCUCGUUGAUUGGAAUUAAUACAUCUUCCUCAUGGACUCAAAUGGCUGCGCAAAUCCUUCUUUGUAAGAUUGGGUCCAUUCCUUUUUCCUAUCUUGGUCUCCCCAUAGGAGGAAAUACUUCUUCCAUACAAUUAUGGGAGCCUAUCAUGCUGAAAAUGACAAAGAAACUUGCCUCAUGGAAAGGAAAAAUGCUUUCAAUUGGUGGUAGAUUAACUCUAAUCAAGUCAUCUCUCACAAGCCUCCCAUUAUAUUUCAUGUCUAUUUACCCGGCUCCAAAAGGUGUUAUGCAAAAGAUAAUCAAGCUUGUAAGAUCUUUCUUAUGGGGUGGAAAUUCUAAUAAAUCCUCAAUGCCACUAGUCUCAUGGAAGAUUGUUCAGCUUCCAAAGGCGUGCGGUGGUCUUAGCAUUGGCAAUAUGGUGCACAAAAAUUUGGCCCUUUUGUUCAAAUGGAUUUGGCGUUAUUUUGAUGAUCCUUCCCAUCUAUGGUGCCAAGUGAUAAAGGCAAAAUACAAGUAUCCGUCCACUUUAACGAUCUCGGAUCUAUCAAUCCCUCCCAAAGGAGGACCAUGGAAACUCAUUUGCUCGACGAUUUUGAAGCACCCAGGAGCAAAAAAGUUAGCGCUUAAUGGGGUGAGGAGAAGCAUAAACAAGGGCGCUAAUUGCCUAUUUUGGUAUGACUCAUGGAUAGAUACACUGCCUCUUAAAAAUAAAUUUCCAAGACUUUUUUUGAUCUCAAUUCUGCCAAAUGCAUCUGUUGAUUCAUUCGGUUUCUGGGAAGGGGCAAAGUGGGUUUGGACCUUCUCAUGGAAAAGGCAUUUACGUCCUCAAGACAUGGUGGAAAAAGUGAGUCUUCUUCAGCUUCUGCAGAAUGUAUGUCCUGCCCAUGAUGGUAAGGAUGAGCUGAUUUGGUGCUUCAAUAGCUCUGGAAAGUUCUCAUCAAAAUCUUUCUCUCAAGAGCUUGAUAAUCUCGGCUCAGUUAUUCACAAUGAUGCGAUAAUGGGAGUGUGGAAAGGCCUUGUGCCGCACCGUAUUGAGAUCUUUGUAUGGGCUGUGCUACUAGGAAAAAUAAACACUCGCCAAAAGUUAGCACAUUUAAACAUCAUUCCUGCAGAAUGUGAUUCUUGCAUCCUUUGUUCUUCCUCAUCAGAAUCGUGCAACCAUCUAAUGUUGCACUGUGAGUUUGCUCAAAAGCUGUGGCAAUGGUGGCUUGACUUAUGGGGAGUUAAAUGGGUGUUUCCUCUCAAUAUUAGGUGCGCGUUUGAGCAAUGGAGGUCCCCGAAAAAGCUCUUGUUCUUCAAGAAAGUGUGGCAUGCUUCUUUCUUCAUUAUUGUAUGGUCAAUUUGGAAAGAGCGGAAUUUGCGAAUUUUUGAGAACUCUUUUAAUACAGCAAAACAAACUCAAGACUUGAUAUUAUUGAGGCUUGGAUGGUGGAUCAAAGGGUGGAGUUGUGAGUUCCCAUAUUCUCCAAUGGAUAUUCAAAGAAACCCAUCUUGUCUAAUGUGGCCCGGUUUCUCCUCAUGUGUUAACACCUCAAAAAUUAGUGUGGCAGCGUGUGAAUGGUUCCCUCCCAGUGAAGAUUGCCUGAAGUGGAACGUUGACGCAUCGGUCAAUCCUCUUCAGUCAAGGGCGGCCAUUGGAGGGGUUCUCAGAAAUAAAGAUGGAAAAUUCAUGUGCGUAUUCUCCUCUCCCAUACCCUUCAUGGAGAUUAAUUGUGCUGAAAUAUUAGCAAUACAUCGUGCAAUCAUGCUAUCCCUAUAUUGUGAGACCACGAAGUCAAGCAAAUUAGUCCUUGAAUCCGACUCGUCAAAUGCCGUAUUAUGGAGUAAUGGAGAUCGCUGUGGGCCUUGGAAUAUGCAUCAUCAUCUUAACUUCAUAAGAAAUGCAAGAAAGAAGCACCUUGACAUUUCAAUCUCUCACAUGGGAAGAAGUGCAAACUCAAUAGCUGAUGCUCUUGCCAAGCAGGGGCUGCAUAGGCAAGAGGAAUUCAUUGCGUGGUUGUGA